UGAAACUUUCCGACUCUGACGACAAUAAGAAGCAAGGCGGUGGAGCCAUUCUCUCUUUUCUGAAGUCACGUGACAAAGGACUGAUGACGUCAUUGACAUCGUCAUCGUCGUGGGUGGGAGGGACAUGUGGAAUAAUUGACAGGGUGCAUUAUGUAGCGCACCAAAAUGAUACGGAUGAUGAGAAAUCUGAUUCUAAAAUUCCGUCACCAUCUUCAACGUCGUCGCUAUCUUCACUAACGACAGCUGCCUGCAAACAAGAGGGGUCCAGUGUCACUAAGUCUCCAACGAACGAGCAUAUCGAAUUACAGUUUUCUGACAGUAACUGCAAGUUCUACUGCAAGGUCCUGUAUGCCCAGAAGUUUGAGGAGUUGAGAAGAUGUGUUAUGCCUGCCGAGGGUGCAGAUUUUUUCAUUCACUCGAUGUCCCGUUGUGUCUCCUGGCUAGCGAGAGGCGGCAAAUCUGGAUCGAGUUUCUGCAAGACCAGGGAUAAUAGAUUUAUACUGAAGCAGAUGUCUCUAAAGGAAGUUCAAUCCUUCAAUGAAUUCGCACAUCACUACUUCAAUUACGUCAUUUCCUCUCACGAAAAACACGAAGCCAGCUUGUUGGCUCGUGUCGUCGGCGUUUAUAAGGUCGGACUGCAAAAUGCCAAAACGGGUACAUCCCUAAAGCAAGACUUGCUUGUUAUGGAAAACCUUUUUUACGCCCACAACAUUAAGCAGAUAUACGACUUGAAAGGUUCCGUGAGAAACCGUCUCAUCAACCAGUCUGACAACUGCCCUGAGGAUGUAGUGCUGCUCGAUGAAAACCUCAUCAGAGCGAUGAUGGAUAACCCGCUUUAUACGCACCCCCACUGCAAACUUGUCGCCAUGACCGCCAUAGCCAAAGAUACUGAAUUUUUAGCUAACAAUUUGAUCAUGGAUUACUCACUUCUCGUUGGCCUAGAUGAGGAGAAUGAAAGACUGGUCGUCGGAAUUAUUGAUUACAUGAGGACGUUUACAUGGGAUAAAAAAGUUGAGAUGAUCUUUAAAAACUCAUACGGAAGUAAAAUGCCAACAGUCGUCUCUCCUGACAUCUACCGACAGAGGUUUCUAGAAGCAAUGGAUAGAUAUUUCCUCAUCGUGCCAGACAAGUGGCGCAAGAUGGAGACCGUCAAAUUGUACAAUGAAGCCACAUCUCUACCUACGUAAUGCGAUGAUUUUGUCAAGAGUAUAGGACAUUUUUUAUCUUAUGUUUGUAUUAUUAUCUGUUGUUGUUGUUUCUAUUGUCGAUGUCAUUUUUAUUGUAGUCUUAAUAAAUUCUUCAAAUAACUUACUUACAGGCCAUAACAUUGCGCGUAACAUUAUGACACUGAUUUGCUUGGGAUGAAUGAAUAACGUAUUAUUUGUCAAUGGUUCAUGACUAUUUUUCUAUAUUAUAUUCUUUUUAUAUUGUUAUUUUUCUUAUACAUUCUUAAAUAUUUUUUCCCAUUAUUUAGAAUUAUUUCAUUUUAAGAUAAGCCUUAUAAAAUCGUACAACUAUGCAUUAUUCUGAAUAAAUUUUUGUUAGAUUUAUGGUAUGGCCAGAAACUUGACAAAGGUUUGAAUUUAUUUUUCAUUUUGUACGAAAAAUUAGUAUAAUAAUUUUUGGUUUUCAUUUUUAAAAGCAGUAUUGUAUGUGUUGCUUCAAAACUUUCAAUAAAUGUUUAUCUGAAAAAAAAA
This is a messenger RNA of Helobdella robusta, 1697 nucleotides long. RefSeq lists its product as hypothetical. Gene Ontology annotation, cellular component: endosome membrane. Gene Ontology annotation, molecular function: 1-phosphatidylinositol-3-phosphate 5-kinase activity. The transcript is spliced from 10 exons. The record is from RefSeq and is a predicted model, not a curated record. Gene Ontology annotation, biological process: phosphatidylinositol phosphate biosynthetic process. Bases 84 to 1187 code for a protein of 367 amino acids. NCBI's taxonomy places the organism in Eukaryota, Metazoa, Annelida, Clitellata, Rhynchobdellida, Glossiphoniidae.